AUGGAAAGUCAAGUUGAGUUUCUGACUUCAAACUACCUGAAGCACCAUGGAUUUCCUCAGUGCUUGGGUGCAGUAGAUGGAACACAUGUCUUUAUAAGACAGCCUGCUGAAAACCCCACUGACUACUUGAAUAGAAAACAGUGCUAUUCCCUUGAUAUCCAGGCAACAUGUGAUUUCCGAUUCUGUUUCCUUGAUGUUGUGAUAAAGUGGCCUGGAUGUGUACAUGAUGCACGUAUUUUCUCAAACUCAGUGCUCAACACUAGGAUGAAAAAUGAAACUAUUCCAUCUUGUAAAAAAAUCAUUGUUGAUGGCAAAGAUGCAGUUGGUGUCUGUCUUCUGGGUGACCCUGCCUAUCCCCUGUUACCCUACCUGAUGAAGGAAUACCCUGCAGGAGGCAGCAGCAUUGAGGAAAAAUACUUCUCCAAUCGUCUUUCCUCUGCAAGAAUGCCAAUCGAGUGUGCGUUUGGACAUCUAAAAAGUAGAUUUUCUGCACUGAGAUGUGAAAUGGAUUUUUGUAUUCAAGAGUUACCCAAUGUCAUAUAUGGACAAUGUGUUGUACAAAACACCAUCAUGCAUGAUCGCCAGUUACAGCCAGUAACCUUGAAAAAUGGUGGUUCUGGGGAAGCAGAGGGCAAAAGAGCAAGGGACAUUUUCAAACUCUAUUCUAAUAAUCACUAG
Rhopilema esculentum is the source of this 678-nucleotide messenger RNA. The record is from RefSeq and is a predicted model, not a curated record. Lineage: Eukaryota; Metazoa; Cnidaria; Scyphozoa; Rhizostomeae; Rhizostomatidae.